AUGGCUGCAUCAGUAUAUGCUACACCGCCGCCCGAUCUCAGUGGCGAAGAAACCGUUCUAAGUGACGCCUCAAACUCCUCGCAAACCAACAGUAGUUCACAAUCAAAGAAACGUACGUUAUCGGCAACAUCAACACCUGGUCCCGUAACACCUGGAUCGACAAAUUUACUCGAUGCGACACCUGAUUUAUCGAAAAAACGUCGCAAACAAAGCACUCCAAUCAGAAUUUCCGCAAGUAAUGGAAGUACAAAUGUUGUUGAAGGUACGACAGAGACCACGAAUGGAGAUGUGACGACGGAAGAAGCGUCCGUUGGUGACUCUGAAGAAAAUUUGAAAAAUGGCGACGAUGAGGAAAUGACAGAAAAACCUCAAAUGACGAUUGAUCUCGUUGCGGAAGUGUCAAAACUUGAGCCCAAAGAGCGUGGGGAGAUUUCCUGCGUGCCAUUGAGUCAAUUGAACGAAAAGCGCGAAGAGCAAAAUGAACUUCCAAUAACCUUGGAAGCUUUAAAAGCCAUUGAAUUGCUGAAAAAACACGAAUUUGCGGCGAAAAAGAGUCCAAAAAACGACAAUGAACUAAAUGAAGAACCAAAAUCCCCUGAAAUCAAAAAAGAAGAAAUUACGCCCGAAUGGGAUGGCGAAAUUAAACGUAAAUUCCCAAGCAAACCUGAAGAAUGGUUACAACUCGCAGGAUUACCGUUUCCCUUCACUCCAGAAACCGCAGCUGCGUUACAAGCUUCCGGAUAUUUUCCGCAACUUCCGAUGUUGGGACAACUUCCUCCCGUUCCGCCAUUUACUUCGAGCGAUGGAACUCGUCCCGCCAACAUUCCACCGAGAAUUUUCAACCCCGAGGCUUAUUGUGAUUUGUGCAACAAGGAAUUUUGCAACAAAUAUUUCUUAAAAACUCACAAAGCGAACAAACAUGGGAUUUAUGAGCCGCCCGUGUCGAACGCUGACAUGGCUUCUCUCAAUCAAAUCGGACAAAUUCAACAAAUGUCACAACUUUUGCAAAUGCAGCAGCAGCAGCAGCAACAACAUCAGCAACGUCAACAACAGGAACAAGCGAUGCAAAAUCAAGCAAAUAACGAAAUGAAUUCGCAAGGCAGCACGUCGCCCACCAAUGCUUCAUUGACGCCACAGAGCAUUUUGUCGAUCGAAAAUACCGUUUACUGCGACGUUUGCUUCAAAAAGUUCAGUAAUGUCUUUUCCAUGAGGAAACAUCGCUCUAAAGUGCAUGAGGCACCUGUAAAUGGCGACAAUGGUAACGUUCCAAAACCAAAUAAUGACGGCGAGAAACAAGAAGAAGCCAAUUCUUCAGUAAAUUCUUUCCUGAAAUUACCUGAAGGCUUCCGCGAGGAUUAUUCCGUGGAGCAAGAAGAUGUCUCCUUCACGCCCCAACCUCGAAAAUUGUCUCCGAUGUCGAUUCAGCAAGCGCGCGAAGCUAAUUUCGCCUUCGAUAAACUCAAACGAUUGGGUGUCAUCAAUCCCGAGGCGUUCUGUGAGCUUUGCGGCAAAGAAUAUUGCAACAAAUAUUUCUUGCGAACGCAUAAAUUGAAGCGUCACGGUAUCCUACCAUUGCCUGACGACAUAAAAGAUGACCAAAAUUCACAAAUGCGAGCAGCGGACCGUGCUCCAUGGCAUCACAUCCAAACAUCUCCGUUAAAUUUGAUGGUUGGCGGUCUGGAUCCGGGCAUGCCAUUAUUACGUGCACCCCAAAAUGACGACUCUUCCGACAACAAUUCCGAUUCACCGAAAGAAAUGAAACAGGAAUCUUCCGCAAAUGUCACCACAGACGAAGAAAAGAUGUCUCAACCUCGUACUCCGAUAAAUAAUUCGCAAGAUGCUGAUGCCAUAAGUGUCGAUUUGCAGAAAUUACAAUCGAUGAUCAUGCAAUUGAACGAUUUGAACGCCCAUCGUGCGGCCCAGUGCACAAUUUGCGGCAAAGAAAUGGAAAAUCGGUAUUUAUUGCAUGCGCACAUGUUGUCGGAACACAGUGGCUUGGGCGAUAACAACAACGGAAUCAAAUCUCCAGGGCAAGAAUCCUCUCCAAUUCCCAUGGGACAAGAGUUUGAAAUUUGUAAAUUAUGCGAUAAAGAGUUUUCGAACGUUUUUAUGCUAAAACAGCAUGUUAUUGAAGUUCAUGGCAUGCAAACUUCCGAUUUGAGUCCUGUUCGUGAUGGUUUCGUAACGCCAGAUCGUCCAAUGAUGCCCAUGAAUUUACCUUCGACUCCGGGUCCGAAUGAUCGACGACCUCCCUAUACCAUGACCCCAACAAGCAGCUAUUGCGAGAUUUGUAAUAAGGAGUUGUGCAAUAAAUAUUUCAUGAAAACGCACAUGCAACGCAUGCAUGGCAUCGAAAUCGAGAACGGAGCACAAAUUGGCGGCGUUGUUUGUAACAUUUGCAACAAAGAAUUGUGCAGCAAAUAUUUCUUGCGAGUUCACAAACACAAUACACACGGAAUUGUCGACGAAGGAUCCCCCUUGCCGCCAGCUGCGCAACGAAUGAACGGCGAAAAUAGCUUGGACACGGAAAACAUCUUUCCGCAAGAUGCGAAUUUGAAGCCGGGUGAAGUUGGAGAGAUGAGUAAUCGGUAUUUUAGUCAUUUUACCGAAGUUUGCCCACUUUGCAGUCGUCGUUUCCGCAGCUCAAAGUGGUUGAAGGCACAUUUGAUGUCGGAUCACGGCAAAGCAGGCACCGACAAGUUAAAGGAGUUGGAAACGAAGAUGGCUUUGAGCAAACCUCCGAGUCCCGGUUUGAAAAUCCCCAAUGGAGCUUUUGGAUUGCCAUCGCCCGAUCAAAAUUUGCUGUCAAAAUCUGCAUUAUCGGGACUUUUUUCCAACGCUGAAAAUAUGGCAUCCUCUUCGCAAUCCGUUCGUGGUUACCAAUGUUCACAAUGUUCAUUUUCCACACCGAUCUUGCCAUUCCUCUUCAUCCAUGAACGUUCCCAUCAAACUCUUAACAUACCUCCGCAGCAGCAGCAGCAACAACAACAACAACAACCGCAGCAACUUCAAUCGGAAUCCGCUGUUUCACUUGCCAAGGACCAACAACAAAUUCGCGCAUCUCAACCAACCUCAGCUGCUUCAUCGAACGAAACUCCGAAUUCGACACCAGCAUCGACACCCAUUCCCACGCCGCAAGAACCCAACAUUGGCAUCAAUCCCGUAGCUCUUGUAGGUAAGCCUCCCCAAAUGAACGUAGAACCUCUCAGUAUUCUCAAUGAAAUGGCAAAUUUGACGCAACGUCCCGCCGUUUAUGCAUUGCCGCAAGAGGCAGGUCCGUUUGUGAUGCAAUCCUUCCUCGUCGAGGAAACGAACGAUCAAAAACUGAAUAACGGCUCGAACGCAAACAAGAAAUUCGUGCCGGUUGUCGUGUUUUUGCCCGUUAAGGAACGCAUCGUAUCGCCCGUGAAUGUCUCAUUUACAUUAACACCUGCCUAG
Culicoides brevitarsis is the source of this 3438-nucleotide messenger RNA. RefSeq lists its product as uncharacterized. NCBI's taxonomy places the organism in Eukaryota, Metazoa, Arthropoda, Insecta, Diptera, Ceratopogonidae. The transcript has a single exon. Bases 1 to 3438 code for a protein of 1145 amino acids. The record is from RefSeq and is a predicted model, not a curated record.